Messenger RNA from Capsicum annuum, 279 nucleotides. Its product is annotated as tRNA ligase 1-like. Gene Ontology annotation, biological process: tRNA splicing, via endonucleolytic cleavage and ligation. Gene Ontology annotation, molecular function: RNA ligase (ATP) activity. The record is from RefSeq and is a predicted model, not a curated record. NCBI's taxonomy places the organism in Eukaryota, Viridiplantae, Streptophyta, Magnoliopsida, Solanales, Solanaceae.
GGAUCUCUUUUUAUGUAUGCUGGGCAUGAAGGUGGAGCAUAUGCCAAGAAUAGCUUCGGGAAUAUCUAUACUGCUGUUGGUGUUUUUGUUCUUGGACGGAUGUUUUGUGAGGCAUGGGGUACUCAAGCAAGCAAGAAGCAAGCAGAGUUCAAUGAGUUUCUUGAGCGCAGUCGCAUGUGCAUAUCAAUGGAGUUGGUCACAGCGGUUUUGGGGGACCAUGGACAACGCCCACGAGAUGAUUAUGCGGUUGUGACUGCAAAGUUGUGUCGUCUUUAUUGA